CUAAUUGACGCCCGCCGCAAAACGCAACCAUAUGAAAGGUGUGCGGGUUCCCUCUCAGCUGCGAGGUGCAAUUGGAAAAGUGUCAAUUGCUUGCUAGGCUCUCGGUCGACUCGACUCAACUCGACUAGGAACUAGGAAUGUAGUAUGCCCGGAGAGAAGGUGAGCAAGGGGAAACAAUUGAUGCGCGUCAAAAUGAACAAUGAGUUUCAAUUAGUUGCCACAUUGGAUUCUCCUCCAAUGGCCAUUUUUCGUCAUUCAUUUGCUCUGCAAUGAGGAAGUAUGAAUAGCUUGCUGAUUGAGCUGAGCGGAUUACCAUGCUACAACUGUGUGGCAACUCUGGCAAUUGUGGGUGCUUGAACUUGCAACGGCACGAUGAGUGUUGAGUGGGGAGUCGUGUACUCACACAUAUAUACAUACACAUCUAACUAUCUAACUAAACACACAUAUAUUCUGAACUUGAGGCGUUAAUUUGCGCAAACAUUUGCACAAAUAAUUCCGUACAAAAUUGUUAAAUCCAAUAUAAGUAAGCAUCGAUACAUUGAAGUGCUACUUAAAUCGAAGCUGCCAACCUGUUCCAAAAAACGACGCUGUCAAAGCUGCAUCUUUAUAUUUAUAAAAAAAAAGGGAAAACUUAUUCAAAGUCAAUUUAUAAUGAGUUCUGCUUUCUGUAACAAGUCUGAAAUGGAAUCCGAGCAGCCAGUAGAUCAGGAAAACUUGAAUUUGGAUAAGGAUGAGCCAAUAAUAGAGGUUGACUCAAAGCUAUCACUGAAGAACAAUAUUCUUUUCAAGCAUAAAAAUCAAUUAGAACAUUCGCAUUUGGCCAAAUUGAUUUUACCUAAGGAUGCGCUCGAAGUGCUUCAACAAUGCAAGGACAUUAAUAUUAGUAAUGUCAACAUUGAGGGGGAUGCUGAUGGUAAUUUCAUUGCAAAUGUCAAUGUGAAUUCUAAGCAGUACACGGCCAAGGGACAUUCUAAAAAGGAGGCCAAGAAGUUGGUGUGCGAAUUGGCUUUUCGUGAUUAUAUCAUCUCCAAAGACUUAUCAUCAGAUGACGAGACCUCAAAAAUGGAUGUGACUAUAUUACACUUGGCCUCAUUUGCCAUUUACAAGCUAUGUGAGGAGUGGAAUCGAGAUGGUUACGUGGCUCCAUUGGCUGAGAGCUCUAUGCCAGCUUCCAUGUGCAACAAAUUGCCAGCUAAAUGGGAGACAAUGCAUCCAGCCAGUGUAUUGCACGUUAUGCGACCAGGAUUGAAAUAUAUCCCCAUCGAUGGACAACCUAAUGGCCUACAAUGCAUGACAAUUGUCGUAGACAAUCAGGAAUUUAUUUCCUACGGAAGAUCAAAGAAAAUCGCUCGUCGCAAUGUGGCAAUCGCUGCCUGCAAUGCCUUGUUCAGCACUAAUUUCCGUAAUUGAGAAAACAAUAAAUUAAUAUAUAAAAAGUAA
Messenger RNA from Drosophila innubila, 1440 nucleotides. RefSeq lists its product as uncharacterized. The coding region runs from base 652 to 1410 and encodes 252 amino acids. The transcript is spliced from 2 exons. The record is from RefSeq and is a predicted model, not a curated record. NCBI's taxonomy places the organism in Eukaryota, Metazoa, Arthropoda, Insecta, Diptera, Drosophilidae.